UGCAAAUGUACCAAUCGAAAGGUUGCGUUGCAUGUAUAGUUAACAGUCAACGGUGCAAUUACGAUUAAGGAUACAACUUUCUAAUGUGUUUGAGGCUCGAAAGUAUCUGUCUUGCAAAAAAAUAGCAUGCUAAUAAGCACAUAGGGCAAAAAAAUAUUGUCAUUUAAUUAAACCCCGUUAGCAUUUAGUUGACGCCGACAUGCGCAGAACACCAACUUGUCUCAAGGCAUGAAUCAGUCCCUGUGUGUUUUUUCUUCAGGAAACCCUGGGGAAUAUAGAGCUGGUAGUUGUAUUACCCCAGAAGUCAAGCUUUAUGGGCUUUGUAAACAGAGUAUACCAUCGAUAGUACGCAUUUUAUUUACGUAAGUUAUCCUAUUGCUAACUCAGCAAGGCGAUUCCUAUUUUUAAAAUCCCAAGGCAGCAUUUCAUUUCCACGUCCGCUUGGUGUCGCUGCACAAACAGCCUAUAGAUUGUUUUUACAUUUAAAAAAAAGGAUGAAAGGGAAACUUCACGAGCGGAAUAUGGUCGUUUUCAUUUUCUAGACUCUUUAGCCAAUAUAUCCACCCAAUGUGCUAUCCUCCUCUUUUUUUGUUACAUUUCCUCCCUGGUGCAUCUCACAGUGCGUUGUUGUUUCUUCUUAAUAAUAUCAAUUUCAUAUAAAACAUUCGGUGAUUCACGUAAUGGCACCCACGGGGACGCAAACGGAAAACCCAGCUUCGAAUGAGCUGGUAUUUCGCAAAACCUAAAACACACCAACCCAGCAAAAUAUUUGUGAAACCCAUAAAAAAACUAAAUUGAAAUUAUUAAUGUAGCCUAAAUACAAUGUAAAUGUCUUUAAAAAUAUCAAGCGUUCCAUAGCCUAAAUAAUACACUUAAUUUUCCAUUUAGUUCUUUUCGCCAUGAUUCUGUUUUUAUCUAAAACAUCGUAUUUGUCGAAACCGGUUUCAUUCUUUCAACGAAUGGUUGGGAAAUGCUAUUCAAACUAUUAUUGUAUGAGUGUGUCAAAGCUUGUGCUAAUUCAAACAGCCGAAGUUUCGGGAAGGUCAUUUCAUUUAAAUUCUCAUGUGAACCUGCCAGCCCCUCCCUCGGCAUUACAUGUACAUGCCAUGCAGCCGGUCUGAUCUCCGGUUGCUUGAUCCAUAAUGACCGCGACGCCCAGCAUGUCGGCGGACGGGAGCUCUGCGAUGGUAACGCUGGUUGAGCCGAGGAUGAGGAGCUUGGAAGAGAGGAUCGGGACUUUCCGUGACUGGCCGAGUGAUGCCCCGGUUACCGCAAUCGAGCUUGCCAAAGCUGGGUUUUACUUUAUUGGGCCCGGGGAUAAGGUGCGAUGUUUCUAUUGUGGUGGAGUGUUGAGAUACUGGGUUCGCGGUGACACCCCACUGGGUGAACAUAAGAAGCACUUUCCGACAUGCGGCUUUACACUGGGCAGAAACGUGGGAGAGAUUCAGAAUUUUUCUGAACGGGGUGCUGCUGACGGCGUGGACGGUCAGCUGGUCAGUCAGCUGCAGAGGAUGACCGUGGAUGACCAGGCUAUCCUGGGACAGGCAGCGUACCCAGACAUGGGGGCGGAGGAGUCGCGGGUUACUACUUUUCAGAACUGGCCCACCGAUUCCUCGGCCCAACCGGACGUUCUGGCAAGAGCUGGUUUCUUCUACACCGGACACGGUGACAAUGUGAAGUGCUUCUACUGUGAUGGAGGCCUGAGGAACUGGGAGCCUGGGGACGAUCCGUGGCAGGAGCACGCCAAGUGGUUUCCACGAUGCGAGUUUCUGCUUCAGGCUAGAGGACGCGAAUACGUCAGCAGCGUACAAGAGUCAUACUUCAGUAUAAGUGAAACUCUGAGUGCAUCUCCGAUAUCUACUGCAAGAGACCUCAAUUCCGGACAUGAUACACUGACCUAUCAGGGUUCCUCUGCAGCCUUGAUGACCCCAGUCAUCCACACAGUGCUACAGAUGGGGUUCGAUGCCAAUCUAGUGGAGAGUCUGGUUCAAACCAAGUAUCUGCUGACAGGUACCUGCUACACCUCGGUGUCCGACCUGGUGGCAGAUGUGCUGCAGGCAGAAGAGGAUGGGAGGAGAUCCCAGCAGGCCAGAGAUCCUGGGGUGAAUCAAGGACGUAGCGCUGGACGGGAGAGGAUUCAGACCCAGGCCAGAGAUAAAGCAGCGGGGGAGCUGAGCGCCGAGGAGCAGCUGAGACAGCUGCAGGAGGAGCGCACCUGCAAGGUCUGCAUGGACAAGCUGGUGUCUAUGGUCUUCAUACCCUGUGGACACCUUGUGGUCUGCACGGACUGCGCAGCCAGUCUGCGAAACUGCCCCAUCUGCCGUGCCAUCAUCCGGGGCAGCGUCCGCGCAUUUAUGACCUGACGGGCCUUUCCAGGAAGGCAGUACCAGGGUCAUCACCAGGUGUUGGAACAUUUCUGAUGAAGAAUGAACUCAUGGCUAGAAAACAGGAGAUGAAUUUGAAGGGAUUGUUCCACUAACUGGACGCCUGAGCUUCUGAUGUGGAUCGAACUGUCACAUGUUGAGUUUGAGUGUUUCCAGGACACCAGAGAAUUCCAGUCUUUCACUCCCCCCCCCCCCCCCCCAAGCAUAACAGAAACUAAAAUGACCUGCCUGAUAAUAUAGACAUUAUUUUGUUGCUGAAAUCCACAUUAUAUUUAUAAACAUUACUAAAGUAAAUGCACCAAUU
Brienomyrus brachyistius is the source of this 2688-nucleotide messenger RNA. RefSeq names its product baculoviral IAP repeat containing 7 (gene birc7). Gene Ontology annotation, cellular component: cytoplasm; nucleus. Gene Ontology annotation, molecular function: ubiquitin protein ligase activity; cysteine-type endopeptidase inhibitor activity involved in apoptotic process. The record is from RefSeq and is a predicted model, not a curated record. Gene Ontology annotation, biological process: negative regulation of apoptotic process; regulation of cell cycle; positive regulation of protein ubiquitination. Bases 1143 to 2363 code for a protein of 406 amino acids. Lineage: Eukaryota; Metazoa; Chordata; Actinopteri; Osteoglossiformes; Mormyridae. The transcript has 9 exons.